Messenger RNA from Gekko japonicus, 4430 nucleotides. It is a transcript of the gene HMG20A, whose product is annotated as high mobility group 20A. Gene Ontology annotation, biological process: regulation of gene expression. The record is from RefSeq and is a predicted model, not a curated record. Lineage: Eukaryota; Metazoa; Chordata; Lepidosauria; Squamata; Gekkonidae. The coding region runs from base 260 to 1294 and encodes 344 amino acids. The transcript is spliced from 10 exons. Gene Ontology annotation, cellular component: nucleus.
GAAGAGCGAGGAUGAAGGAGGCCGAGUGGGGGUGAAGGGGCAGAAGUCUCUAGGGGAAGCCCCCUCCCCCCGUGACAGGGAAAGUGAUGCAAUUAGGAACCCAGCAUGAACAAGGUUCUCCCCCUGUGGUGUAUGUCUUCCACUGUUCAUCACUAGCCGGAGAAGUAUUUCUUGCCCAUCAGACGAAAGGAGGAGCCAUAAGUAGCAGCAGAGAUUAAAAGGAAAGAGAACAAACAGUAGGAGCGGCAUCAGAGGGAGAAUGGAGAAUCCAAUGGCCAGUUCUUCUCCCCCGUCGCAUUUCCCCGACGACGAGGGCUCGAAAGAGAGCAACGAUAUUGUCUCAGCUGGGCUCAAUCACUCGGAAGGGCCUUGCAGCGGCUCGCAGCCUCCCAACAACCCGGAUUUUGCGGAGGAGGGGCUGCAAGCGCCGUUGCCUCGCAGCGAGUCGUCCGGCAAAGCCGAAAAUAGCGAGCCGAGACCUGAGGAGGAGCAAAGAACCAAGAGAGGAGGAUGGUCCAAAGGGCGAAAGAGGAAGAAAACCCCCCGGGACAGCAACGCUCCUAAGUCUCCCUUAACGGGUUAUGUGCGGUUUAUGAACGAGCGGCGGGAGCAGCUCCGAGCCAAGAGACCCGAAGUUCCUUUCCCAGAAAUCACCAGGAUGCUGGGCAAUGAAUGGAGUAAACUCCCUCCGGAGGAGAAACGGCGCUACCUGGACGAAGCCGAUCGAGAUAAAGAGCGCUACAUGCGGGAGCUGGAGCAGUACCACAAAACCGAGGCGUACAAAGUCUUCAGGAAAGCCCAAGACAGGCAGAAAGGCAAAUCGCAUCGGCAAGAAGGAGCACGACAGACUGCCCAUGAGCAUGAGAAGGAAGCCGAGGCCAAGGAACGGUCCGUGUUUGAUAUUCCGAUCUUCACAGAGGAGUUCCUGAACCACAGUAAAGCGCGGGAAGCGGAACUCCGUCAGCUGCGCAAGUCCAACAUGGAGUUUGAGGAGAGGAACGCCGCCCUGCAGAAGCACGUGGAGAGCAUGCGCACGGCGGUGGAGAAGCUGGAGGUGGACGUGAUCCAGGAGCGCGGCCGCAACACUGUGCUGCAGCAGCAUCUGGAAACCCUGCGGCAGGCCCUCACCAGCAGCUUUGCCGGAGUCCCGUUGCCAGGAAGUGGCGAGACCCCUACAAUGGACAAUAUUGAUUCCUAUAUGAAUAGACUGCACAGUAUCAUUCUGGCAAACCCCCAGGAGAACGAGACCCUUAUAGCCACAGUCCGGGAGGUCGUAAACCGCCUCGAACGCUAGCGAGCUGUCUCCCUUUCCGGGACCUCUACCGUCAUCCUUGGUAGGGCUGAGAAGAAAAAGCUGCUGACAUCCGAAACGAUCGGUUUGGCUCCCUUCGUCAGAUUUCAGGUGCCGGGACUGGAUUUUCGGGCAUCGAUCUUCCAUAUUUGGGUGAAAUUGGACCGAGCACAUCAGUUCCACCGCAGCAGCCACACACUGGCUGUUCACACAAAGUAUUUCUGAUAUCGCGACGACGUAUAAUUUUCACAGCUGUAUUUACCUCCACAAGGACACUUUUAGCAUCGCAGUCGGUAAAUAAAAGGGAGGACAAAUCCGGUCUUCCCACAUUCCCGCCGGCAGUGAUCAUCCGCUCCUGUGUUCCAAGCAGAACUGAAGCGGCUCUACCCCACCCACCCCCUUUCCCCAGUUGAAAGCCCUACCCGGUGUUAUUUGUUCUAAACGCACAAGGCUAAGUUCCCGAUGCUGCAUCCCACGUUCGUAAUUUGCCUUUAUAAAAUCAAAUAGUUACUUUUAAUUCGGCGCGUUCACAUCCAUUUGCGCUCCAGGGAGCCAGGCAUCCUCCACCUUUGCGGGCCCGACCUUUCGGGAUAAUUGCGCAGUGCAAUUAAUUGCCUGCUUUCUCCCCCGUCAUGACUUAGCUGAAGCCGAAAGGUGGUUGCCCUUCCCAAGAGCAGCCAGACGGAACCGGACGCAGUUCUAAGACAGCCAGUCCUCCCGGCAGAACAGAGCAGCAGCGUCGACCUCGGCUAUCUGACGCAGGGGAACAGCUUGUGGACGCAGAACUGGGAUUUCCCCCCCCCCUCCCCAGACAACUCGUCCACCUCCUCAUUUUAAGAGAGCAUUUCUCUUAGCAUCACAAUAUGUUGUAAAAGAAAGACUGGGGGGGGGGAGUCUGCCCACUGAAGGGGUUGCAGGCUAUGAUAAUUGGCAGAGAGGUCUGUCUUCAGGCAGAUGCUAGAAGAACGCCUGAGCCAGAUGUUUCCCAUUUAACACCUCUUGCCCGCAAAAGCCCACUCGAAGCCUCAGAUGCCGAGGCAGGUAGCUGUACCUGUCAGCUGUUCGCUGUGACGAGAAGCCCCAGGGGAGACUCUUCAGAAUGCAAACAUAGCUCCUUCUGGGGGAAACUGGGUUUUGAAUUUGAACGCCUUUGCAGCAAAAGGAAUCAAAGCACCGACCCCACCCCCACCCCACCCCCACCUUGUCCCCAUUUCCACCUCCCUCUUCCUAUUUUUGUUUAAAAAAUGCUUGUUCUCAAUCAACUUUCACCCCACAGACGAGGCAAUUUAAAACGCCGAUCCCAGCCCAGCUUCAUUAUCCAAAUACGAACACCCGACUAAUGCUGAUUGCUCCCAGCACUUCUGGCUUAAUAAAUUACCCUUGACACUGGCUCGGCUAAUUCUCUUCCAGCAGGAGGAGGGCCAAGGACACGAACUGGUAGGGCGAGGCCACCUGCAGCCGGUAAGCAGGAGAGCUCCAGGCAGCUACCGAAGCAAGGGCACGUUCUCAGGAAUCUGGGUUUUGCUUCUCCGCUUUCCGUCAGAUGGCCCCUCCAGCGUCGCCGCGCUUCUUAACAUAUGGGUAGACAGAGCCCAGGCAUGCCGGGGAGGAAAACAAGUUACCAGCUAGACAUCGGGGAGAAACUGCUGAUCCCGUAUGCUAGCGACGCUUCGGAUCGAGGGACGGCUGCCAGCAUCGCCCCCCCCGGCACUGUCAUCUGUCCUCUUUGCCGGGGUGAUUGAAAACACAGUGACUUUUUAUUGGGGGGGGGGGUUAAGGCAGGGGGUCGUGGGUCACUUGAAGGCACCGUAUUGUUCUUUCCCCACUCACCCUUAACACGGGAGGGGGCACCGCGGUGUUCCAGCCAUUCCUUGGCUCUGGAUAUUUGCCAAUGGCAAAAAAAUAAAUCUACAUUUCAUUCCAGACCGUCACUCCGAUCGUUUGGUUAAUAUCAGCCACGCUAAAGAAUGUCAAUUCGGGGAGCCUUGCAUUGUAAGGUCCGCCCCCCCCCCCUUGAUAAGUCUCACCCAUUUGGGGGUUGGGGACCCCCAUUAGAUCUCGGCCUGCUCAAGGUGGGGCUUGCAUCUCUGAAACCCCCAUCCCGCACCACUAUCUCAUCUUCUCUGCGAGCUCCUUCCACCUCUUGAGCAAACAGCCAUUACCUUUGUGAGGAGACCGGGAGUUAUUGGGGGGGGGGGGGAAUAACACAGGACAGUCCUGGAAGGUUCCUAACCUUCCAGCUAUUACAAUUCCCAGCGGCCACCAUUUCCCGCCGGGGUUGAUGGGAAUUGUAGUUUCGUUGGGCUUCCGGCUUAGUUGAUAAAACUACAGUUUCUUUCAGCCCCCUACAAGAAAUAUAGUCUGGGGAAACUUACAGAUCCCAGUGGCCACCAUUUCCCGCCGGGGUUGAUGGGAAUUGUAGUUUCGUUGGGCUCCCGGCUUAGUUGAUAAACCUACCGUUUCCGUCAGCCCCCUGCAAGAAACGAUAAUCCGUGAAAACUCGGGAAAUGUAAAGGCUGGUUUGAGUGCUGAUUUUAAACAGAUGGGAUAUAAACAAGUUGAAAAGAGGGAGCUCUUCUAGGCCCGUCCUGUGUUUAAGGAGCCUUUCCCCCCCCCCUCGCAAAAUAAGGAUCGGGGGCUUAGGAAGAGUCAGAACAGUUAGCAAAAAAUACUCUGAUAUGAAGCUCGGCAGUGGUGCUUUCGAAAAGCGUUUUUCUUGGGUUGAACUAGGACAGGAUUUCCUCCAUCACUAACUAAUAUCCAACACCUCAACAGUUAGAUACCAAAGGGGAUUUUUGCAAUGCCGUCUAAGAAUGGCAGGCCUACGAGAGCCGUAGCAGCCUUCGGGGCCGCUCACACGGGACUUCUUUCACAUUCAUGACCGAGACCCUGCUUGUCGUCGUUUUGGUGACGGGAGUUGUACCACUGAUCAUUUUGCCUCUCUUGUGUUUUGUAAAACGAAGAAAAGCUGUGCUUCAUCACUGUCUCCAUCAGCAGAGCUCCGAGCCUGAUCACCUGGAGCUGUUUUUUGCCUUAAUGGCGUGUAACCCUUGGCGUUGUAUUUUAAUAAAUGUUUUCCAUUUCAGAGGACGGUUCGGUAGCAUGUUGUGACUCUAAAUAAACUUUCUGUACUGUUUUA